AGAGAGGGAAAAAAAAAAACGAUUCCCCCCAAUCCGUCUCAUCCCCUUCCUCUGUACUUCUGCAGAGCACUCGCCUCUCCCGCCGCCGGAUCGGAAUCCGGAACCACAAUGUAUUAGAACAGGAGCCGACAAGAAAUCGAGGAAGGGCCGUCUACUCCUCAUCGAUCUAGCUGCCCUAGUUGUCUCUCGAUCCGCUAGGCUUUCAAAUUUCCCCUGCAGGAAGCAGGAGCAGCCGAUCGAUCCAGCAAUGGAGCCAGCAAGGGGAGGAGACCACGACGGUCCCACCGUCGCCGUCGCGCGACGCGGCGACCGGGAUUCCCCUGGCGCCGAGCCGGUCCGCGGGUGGUGGCGCAAUAACCAAGAUUUCAUACUGAGGCACCAGGAGCGGACCAGGGGGCGAGCCGCCGCCAGGGCAGACCACAGCUAUCCCGCCGUCGCCGUCCCACGACGCGGCGACCGGGAUCCCCCCCGCGCCGAGCCGGUCGGCGGGUGGUGGCGCAAUAACCAGGACUUCAUUCGGAGGCACCGGGAGCGGAUCAGACUCGCCGCCGCCGCUGCCGCCGAGGCAGAGGAGCCGGCUUCCAAGAAGGCCAUGGUGGCGCUGCGCGUGCCGGCGGCGGGGGAGGUGCCGGAGCAGGACUGCGCGGUGUGCCUCGAGGACUUCGCGGCCGGCGGCCGGAAGCUCAGGACCAUGCCCUGCUCCCACUCCUUCCACCAGCGCUGCAUCUUUGUCUGGCUCCUCGUCAACCGCCGCUGCCCGAUGUGCCGCUUCGCGAUGCCGUCCCGCGCCGGCGACGAAGAGGACGGCGACGACGACGUGGAGCGGGAGCUCGUGGCAGAGUAAGCCGCUGCAACUAUGCAGCAAUUAUCUGUACUGAAGAAUGUUCGUCGUAUGAGUGAACCAAUGAUCCAUCAGGUUGCAGAUGAUUAUGAUAAUUAUUGUGAUCUGUUCGAAAUCCCUCUUCUCACCGUACAUGAAUAUUUCGUUUGUUGGGAUUCCUCUUUU
Lolium perenne is the source of this 1006-nucleotide messenger RNA. RefSeq lists its product as uncharacterized. Gene Ontology annotation, biological process: ubiquitin-dependent protein catabolic process. Gene Ontology annotation, cellular component: nucleus. Gene Ontology annotation, molecular function: ubiquitin protein ligase activity. The record is from RefSeq and is a predicted model, not a curated record. NCBI's taxonomy places the organism in Eukaryota, Viridiplantae, Streptophyta, Magnoliopsida, Poales, Poaceae.